Molecule: messenger RNA, 278 nt
Organism: Pyricularia grisea
Lineage: Eukaryota; Fungi; Ascomycota; Sordariomycetes; Magnaporthales; Pyriculariaceae
Exons: 2
Coding region: 1-207 (68 amino acids)
Source: RefSeq, a predicted model, not a curated record
AUGGAUGACCGAACUUUUGUGACCCUUCCCGACAUGUUCAAAGGGUUCAUAGUCCAGGAGCCCAAAGUCAACAAGCAUUAUGAAGCAGUGAAGCCUGUUUCUGAGAGAUGGCUGGCCAAGUACAUGCUUACCGUGCUUCUUUCAGCGUUUGGCGCUCCGGCUAUGCGCCUUCUCACCGAUGAUGAGGAAGAUGGUCAGCGCCUGUGACUUUACCUAUUUUUGUUCAAUCGCAGCGCCUGAAGCCCCGAGCCAUAAGCUUCGAACCAUGUGUGACUGGG